CUUCGUCUCUGAGAUUUACCACCAUGUAGUUUACCCUGUAAACGCCUAACAACUCGCACAAGUAUUCAGCGUCAUAGAAAGAAAAAAAAGACUUCUGUCUCUUUCUCUCUCUACGACGCGGCCCGUCCCGACGAGUGUCUUCAUUUGUUGCCCGUGCGCUCACGGCGUUCGCACGUAGUAUUCUCGGAGACCGAUAAUACAAUUAACCUACCCGUUUUUUUUUUCAUAUACAUUUAUCGAUCUAAUAAGUGCGAUCUUGUACUUAGUUUUUUUUGCACUAUGCCUAAACGCAAGUAUGAAGGUGAAAGUAAAGAGGAUCGUUAUGCAAGAAAAUUACGAAAGUAUGAAGAAAAAUUAAAGGAACGACGACGUAAAAAUCGGCCACGAAUACUUUAUUCAAGUGACGAGGACCUAAACGGUGAAGAUGACCGGGAAAUCUCAAUACCGCCACCGGAGGAGUCGGAAAUAUUUCCGGAAUGUUCAUUACAAGGCGAAAAUACUUCCCAGGCUGGUGAACCUGUGGUCAACGCAGCUGAAAACACAACCUCUACUACCAGAGCUGAGGGCACCGAUGUAGUUCCAGUAUGUGACAUAGAACCGGAAUUGCUAAAGGCUUUAGGGGACUUUGAACCGGAGACCGUUGAGUGGGGCGAUAAUGUACAGGAGGAUAUUGCUAAACGUUUCCAACAUUUGUUAUCACAUGGCCUACAAAAAGAAGCCAAAGAACAACUUACAAAGAAAUAUUUAUUUGCAAAAAAUAUUUCUUUUGCUAAAGCCCCAACUCUAAAUCCGGAAAUAGCAACCAUGCUCACAGAGUCCUUCCGGAAUAGAGAUAAACGUAUGUUAAAUAAACAAGAACAGCUUGGUCGUGCCUUAUCUUCUUUAAGUGCUGCAAUGACGGCUUUAUUGAAGAAGAAUCCAGAUCUAUCCGAGGUCAUGAGUAUUUUAAAUGACACCGGCAAACUGCUCGCUGACUCCCAUUUUACCGAAACAGAAAGCCGCCGCGCCAUGAUAGGCCCGUUGGUUGAUAAAUCAUUCAUGGAAUUGUUCAAAGAUAGAAAACGAGACACUAUGUUAUUUGGGGAAAAACUAGGUGACCUCGUUAAAAAUUCCCGCGGCAUUAGCCGGACCGGCCAAUACAUACAAUCAACUGUUUCUAAUAUGAGUGGGUCCAAUUUAAACGGAAGAGGCCAACCGCUGCGAAGUCGACCUCCUCAACGAGCGACACCGAACUAUCAGUAUCGGACCGGAGGACAACGCAACCAAUAUGCGACCCGUCGACGAGCACCAGUGCCGGCGCACACCAAUGCCCGCCGCCAGGCCGCUGCCCCGCCGCCGCCAGCGCGCCGCCAGCCUCCGUCUGCGACGCGCCCUCCACCUCCGACCUCCGGCCGCACGAACACCUAAAUUCUCCACCUCAGACAAUUUCACCCGCUACACCGCCAUCUUUCCCUGGAAGCGAGCGUGUUAUGCGGGAGGGCUUCAUAAAACAAGGUGUCCCUGAGUCUGCAGUAGAAGUAAUGCUUUCAUCUAUUUCUGAAAACACGAAAUCACAGUACUCUUCUAGUUUAAAACAAUGGUGGGAAUACACUAAAAAUAAAAAAUGUGAUUUUUAUGAUGUAAGUUUAGAAUCUCUUUUAGAUUUUCUCACAGAAUGUAUGAAGUCUGGUUCCUCCUAUGGAACCCUUAAUAAUCACCGUUCAGCUAUAUCAUUAAUUUCCUCCAAUAAGAUCGGACAAAAUGAUACAAUCAAGAGAUUUUUCAAAGGUGUGUUUAAAUUGAGACCUAGUUUUCCACGUUAUAAUUUUACUUGGAAUCCUAAUGUUGUAUUAAAUUAUGUUGAAACUUUGUUUCCUAAUGAAUCAAUAAGUUUACAAGACUUAACAAAGAAAUUAGUUAUAUUGCUUGCACUGGCCACUGGUCAAAGGAUUCAAACAAUUUCAUUAAUUAAAACCAAAAAUAUUUAUACGUUUACUGAUAGAAUAGUAAUUACCAUUACAGACUUGAUUAAGACUUCAGGUGUUGGACGUCAACAACCUACACUAAAUUUGCCUUUUUUCACCCAAAGACCAGCCAUUUGCCCGGCUUCUUGUUUACAGACGUACAUUAAAACUUCUGAACUCAGAAGGACGAGUAAUGUAGCUAACCUGUUGCUUACAUAUAAAAAGCCUUAUUAUAGGGCAGCAACUACUCAGACCAUCAGGCGCUGGGUAAAGGAUAUUUUAGAAUCCAGUGGCAUCGAUACCACCAUAUUCAAUGCUCACAGCACCCGACACGCAUCCACUUCGGCUGCUUCGCGUGCUGGUGUGAGUUUAGAUAUCAUUCGAAAAUGCGCAGGAUGGUCGGAGCAGUCUGAAACUUUUGCAAAUUUUUACAACCGGCCUGUGCUUGAUUGUAAUCCUAGUUUGAUUAAUAUUGAGGAUGAAUAAGUUUGUUUCAUUAUGUUCUUGUUAUGUAUUAAUAUUUUUGUGAAAUUAUUAAGUCAAUAGAUUGACCAUAUUUUCCUA
Molecule: messenger RNA, 2507 nt
Organism: Ostrinia furnacalis (Asian corn borer)
Lineage: Eukaryota; Metazoa; Arthropoda; Insecta; Lepidoptera; Crambidae
Exons: 3
Coding region: 280-1407 (375 amino acids)
Biological process (GO): DNA recombination; DNA integration
Molecular function (GO): DNA binding
Source: RefSeq, a predicted model, not a curated record